This is a messenger RNA of Xenopus laevis (African clawed frog), 660 nucleotides long. RefSeq names its product protein kinase C theta type-like. The record is from RefSeq and is a predicted model, not a curated record. NCBI's taxonomy places the organism in Eukaryota, Metazoa, Chordata, Amphibia, Anura, Pipidae. Bases 1 to 636 code for a protein of 211 amino acids. The transcript has 6 exons.
AUGCCAGUUGACCCCGCGGAAGAGCUCAGCCCAAGGACAGAACAUCCGGUACUAGAGCUGGAAGAAAAAGAAGACAUACGCGAGGUGUCUGCAGAUGUAGAGGAAGCCCCAUGUGAAACAUCAAAGGAGUCAUCCCCUGAUGGCCCCAGUGCUGCUCCAGAAGCAAGUAAGGAGCCAGAGGAACAUCAAGAAGCAGAGCCCCCGAUGGAUGAGGCACAGGAACCAAUAGACCUGGAAUUCAGCGGUAUUUGCCAGAAAGACCUCCGCCGCUGUGCCCUACUAGGCAAAGGUGGAUUCGGAAAGGUUCUCCUUAUUCAGCACAAUACCACAAAGAAAUAUUGUGCUGUAAAAGCCAUGGCCAAAGAGAAGAUCUACACCUCUGAUGACAUUGAUGGAAUCUUGACAGAGAAACGCGUCAUGCAAAUCACCAAGGAGAGCCUUUAUACUGUCAAUUUAUACGCCACUUUCCAUACAAAGAAUAUGCUCUUCUUUGUAAUGGAGUUUGCUGCCGGUGGCAGUGUAAGGACCCACUUGCAGAAGGCUAGAACUUUUGACAUACCGAGGGCUAGGUUCUACGCAGCCUGUAUUACACUGGGUUUGGAGGAGUUACAUGGAAAAGGCAUUGUACAUAGGUAAGCAAAAAAAAGUGUUGGUUUGACA